UCAUGGAGCCUCUUCUAAAUCCCAGAAAAUCCCAUGUUAAAAUUGGAUCAGCCAUUUUUAUGCUUGGAUUAGUGUUAAUUUUGACUGAAACCAGCACAGCAUACGGGGCCCGGGACUUCAACAAGGUGGGCCAUACCCCCUGUGGGGCAAAAUGUGGGCGAAAACACAGCGCCGUGUUGACUGAUUUUGGUGGCGUUGGUGAUGGAAAAACAUCAAACACAAAGGCCUUUAAAGCUGCCAUUGAUCAUCUCAGCCAAUUCGCAUCGGACGGCGGAGCAGAGCUAAUUGUGCCACCCGGUAAAUGGUUAACCGGCAGUUUCAAUCUUACCAGCCACUUCACCCUUUUCCUCCAUAAGGAUGCCGUUAUUCUUGGGUCCCAGGAUGAGUCAGAGUGGCCAUUGGUUGCUCUACUCCCUUCUUAUGGAAAAGGUAGAGAUGCCCCUAACGCAAGGUUCAGCAGUCUCAUAUACGGAACAAAUCUCACCGAUGUCGUAAUUACUGGUAAUAACGGGACAAUAGAUGGACAAGGAGCUCCUUGGUGGACCAAGUUCCGAGCCGGUCAAUUGAACGCCACCAGACCCUACAUGAUCGAGAUCUUGCACUCUGAUCAGAUCCAGAUUUUCAAUCUCACUUUGAUCAAUUCUCCUUCAUGGUUUGUCCACCCCAUAUACAGCAGCAACAUAAUUGUCAAAGGGCUGACAAUUGUUGCGCCAGUUACCUCUCCAAACACAGACGGGAUAGAUCCAGAUUCAUGCACAAACAUGCUAAUCGAGGACUGCUUCAUCGUCUCCGGCGACGACUGCGUAGCCGUAAAGAGCGGCUGGGGCCAGUACGGAAUCAAAUUAGGAAAGCCGACAAAGCAACUUGUCAUCAGGAGACUCACGUGCAUCUCCCCCGACAGCGCCACCAUCGCCCUUGGCAGCGAAAUGUCGGGCGGGAUCCAGGACGUCCGCAUCGAGGACAUCACCGCCCUCAGUACGCAGUCGGGCAUCAGGAUCAAGACGGGGCGCGGCCGUGGCGGCUACGUCAAGGACAUCUUCGCCAGGAGAAUGACUCUCAAGACCAUGAAGUACGCCUUCUGGAUGACGGGCAACUACGGGUCCCACCCCGACCCGGGGUUCGACCCGAAAGCCUUGCCGGUGAUCGACCGGAUAAACUACCGAGACGUGGUGGCAGAGAACGUGACGUACUCGGCCAGGCUUGACGGGAUUGCCGGCGACACGUUUAAGGGGAUUUGCAUAUCGAAUGCGACCAUUACGUUGACAGAGACGCCGAAGAAAUUGCAAUGGAAUUGCACUAACGUCGAGGGAGUUACGAGCAAUGUGACUCCCAAGGCCUGCGAUUUGCUGCCGGAGAAGCAAGGCAAGUUUGACUGUCCUUUCCCUAAGGCUAGGUUGCCCAUUGAGAGUGUUCCUUUGAAGGCUUGUUCUUUCAAUUAGUCUCUUCUGAGAGACAUAUAUUAUUUCUAUUCCAGCGAAUGAUGACGCUAUAGCUUCA
Morus notabilis is the source of this 1497-nucleotide messenger RNA. Its product is annotated as probable polygalacturonase. Gene Ontology annotation, biological process: carbohydrate metabolic process. The transcript has 6 exons. Bases 3 to 1439 code for a protein of 478 amino acids. NCBI's taxonomy places the organism in Eukaryota, Viridiplantae, Streptophyta, Magnoliopsida, Rosales, Moraceae. The record is from RefSeq and is a predicted model, not a curated record. Gene Ontology annotation, molecular function: polygalacturonase activity.